UAUUCCCAGCUCAUCAAUGCAAAAAAAAAAAAAAAAGUGUUGUGACAUGAGGACACACAGGGGAGACUUUAAAUUGGGAGCCAGAGGAGCAAGGAGCCUCUUCUCUUCAGCUCCUUCGUCACCAUCGCAGGCAUGACUGUGUCAUACACACUUGAGGUGGCCAACGUGAGAUUUGGAGGCUUCUCCAAGCUCUUGUUCAGGUGGAAGGGCAGCAUCUACAAGCUGCUCUACAAGGAGUUUCUCCUCUUCUGCAUGGUCUACGUCUUUUUCAGUGCGCUCUACAGGUUGAUGCUAACACCCAAGCAGCAGGAUGUGUUUGAGCAUAUCGCCCUCUACUGCGACCAGUUCACCAACACCAACUUCAUCCCCGUUCUCUUUGUGCUUGGCUUUUAUGUAACAUUGGCAUUCAAUCGGUGGUGGGGACAAUACACCAGCUUCCCGCUGCCCGACAACCUGAUGAUGGUGGUCUGUGGGAACGUCCACGGAGCCGACGAGAGGGGUCGCCUGUUGCGGCGCACGCUCAUGCGAUACGCCAACCUGUCGUCGGUGCUGAUCCUGCGCUCCAUCAGCACCAGAGUUCACAAGCGCUUCCCCACGCUGGAACACGUGGUGGAGGCUGGUUUCAUGACCUCACACGAGCUGAAGAUGUUUGAGAUGCUGCACUCUGACUUCAACAAGUACUGGAUGCCGUUGACCUGGUUUGCCAACCUGGCAUCCAGAGCAAGAGAGGAGGCCCGCGUGAGGGACGAUAUCGCUUUGAGACUCCUCAUGGAUGAGUUGAACAACUACAGGGCCAAGUGCAGCCUCUUGUUCCACUACGACUGGAUCAGCAUUCCUCUGGUCUACACUCAGGUGGUAACGUUAGCAGUCUACUCCUUCUUCGCCUUGUGCGUGAUAGGCCGCCAGUUCCUCAACCCAGCCAAAGGCUACAAGGAACACAAGCUGGACUUGUACGUCCCCGUCUUCACGCUGCUGCAGUUCUUCUUCUAUGCUGGAUGGCUCAAGGUGGGAGAGCUGAUCAUAAACCCGUUCGGCGAGGACGAUGAUGACUUUGAGACCAACAAGCUAAUUGACAGGAACAUUCAGGUAUCUAUGCUGGCGGUGGAUGACAUGUACCAGAACCUGGCGCCCCUGGAGAAAGACAGGCACUGGGCCCAAAGCCAUUUCUCAAUCCCUUACACCGUGUCCACAGCAGCAGACCGCCUCAGACCGGCUUUUAAGGGCUCCACCUUUGACAUGAGGGUCGCGGGUGUGCUGCAGCCUAUCCCAGCUAUCUUCGGAGUGAGCUUGGAGGAUCUGGAGCUGGAGCAGCCUGGUGAUGGUUUCCCUCUGCGGGCUUCCUCACUGGAGGGUCACAAAGACGGCCUCCUGCGGGGCUGCAGCCUCCCGUCGCUGACGGAUGAGUCAACACGUCACCUCAUGAGGGAUGUCAACGAGGAUGGCGUCAAUCUGAAAGAACAAGAAAUGAUCACAGUAGAUGUUUAUUAAAUGUCAAUUAACCCAUUCUUCGAUAAUGAAACAGCAACUGCACAGGCAAUGCUUUAAGUGACAAACAUGUCCGAAGAGGUUAACUGACUAAAUGACAAACCUAAAAGAAAGAAAAACUACUCACCCUUUGAAGAUGCCUGAACUGGACAACAGUGUCACUUCAUACAGUAGGUACUGCAGAAAAUUAACUCAACAUGGCAAAAAGCACUAGGACAUGAAAUAAAUGUGGUGGGCUUUCCAUGUAUGCCAAAUGAA
Phyllopteryx taeniolatus (common seadragon) is the source of this 1743-nucleotide messenger RNA. It is a transcript of the gene best4, whose product is annotated as bestrophin 4. Bases 133 to 1488 code for a protein of 451 amino acids. The transcript has 10 exons. Gene Ontology annotation, molecular function: chloride channel activity. Lineage: Eukaryota; Metazoa; Chordata; Actinopteri; Syngnathiformes; Syngnathidae. The record is from RefSeq and is a predicted model, not a curated record.